Molecule: messenger RNA, 942 nt
Organism: Mangifera indica (mango)
Lineage: Eukaryota; Viridiplantae; Streptophyta; Magnoliopsida; Sapindales; Anacardiaceae
Exons: 2
Coding region: 1-942 (313 amino acids)
Source: RefSeq, a predicted model, not a curated record
AUGGCAAUUACAAUUAGUCAAUUAGAGGCACAAAGUUUGGGAAAGUUACCUUCUCAAUCAAUUGUAAAUCCAAGGGAAAAUGCAAGUGUAAUUGUUCUGAGAAAUGGUGAAGAGGUUGAGAUUCCAGUAAAAAUAACCCCUAUACCUUCAGACCAAGAAAAUGAGAAAAAUGUCACUUCAGAUAGUUCUAUUCCCGUCGAUAAAAGGGAUGUUCCUGAUAGCGACAAUAUACUUAAAUAUGCUAUUAAACAAGUACCUCGUUAUGCUAAAUUUUUGAAAAAAUUAUGUACAAUUAAGAGGAAACAAAAACUCAAAGGAUGUGAAAAGGUAAUAAUGGGGGAGAAUGUCUAUACGAUUAUUCAAAGAAAGCUUCCUGCAAAGUACAAGGAUCCAGGUACGUUCACUAUUCCUUGUAUGAUAGGGAACACUAGAUUUGAGAAGGUUAUGUUAGAUUUAAGAGCAUCUAUUAAUGUCAUGCCAUACUCUAUAUAUGUUUCUUUAAAACUUAGACCUUUGAAUGAAACUGGUGUUGUGAUUCAAUUAGUUAAUAGAUCAAAUGCCUAUCCUAAAAGUGUUGUUGAGGAUGUGUUUGUGCAAAUUAAUAAUUUGGUUUUUUCUACUGAUUUCUAUGUGCUUGAUAUGAAGAAUAAUGAUCAAACAGCUCCUAUUUUGUUAGGAAGACCAUUCUUAAAAACAUCUAUGACUAAGAUAGAUGUCUAUACUGGCACACUUGCCAUGGAAUUUGAUGGUGAAAUUGUGAAAUUUAAUAUUUAUAAUGCCAUGAAAUACUUUGUUGAUGAUAAUCCUGUUUAUUCUAUUGAUGUUAUUGAUUCUUUAGCACAUGAGAUUUUUGAAUUGAAUAGAAAAGAUGAAUUAGAAGUUGUCCUUAGUAAACAUCUUAAGAAAGAGAAUGAGAAGUUGGCUUUGAGUAUUGAUUUGUAG